CAUUUUGUUUUCUUUUUUGAUCUACUCAGCCUGACAGCCUCCCCGUAUUGUUCUAAAGAUCACCUGACAUUACCGUGUAAUAGAAAUGGCGAAACGGUCCCGCAAGAAGACUUCGGAGCGAAAGGAUUUCCAGAAGAUCAAAUUCAAAGUAGGGAAACAGAAGCCGAAGGGACUCAACGUGACUGACACUACCUUCAAGAGCCGUGCCAUCAACAUCGUCGAGCAGUUUCAGUGUCAAACCGAAAAUGAGACAUCCAGUCGCGGACGCGAUAUAAAGCAAAUCUGCUCGCUCCUGUCCCACCACACGACGACCAAACGCGUCUUCGCCAUCGCAGAACUGUCCGACUAUGUUCUCCAGUACCCGUCCUCCAUCCGCACAUAUCUAUCCGACAUCCUGAACGCCGUCCUCCCGCGGUUAAUGGAUGAUGAACCGCGAAUUCAUACCCGCAUGCGUACGGUGCUGCAGAGUAUCUUUGACGCGCUCGGCGAACCCUCGCUGAAUUUACUCGAACCCUUCGCCACGCUCAUCAUCAGCUACGUGAUCUGCGGGCUGACGCACAUUAAUAACGGUGUGGCCUGCAAUGCGCUGACCGUGGUGGAUAUCCUCCCCAAUUAUUUAGACCUACGGGCGGCGCGGGAAGAUUCGGGGAAAUUGUUGAAUGCCUUAAUUUCCAUGAUCGUUACCGUCCAAAAUCAACGACAUCAGAAUGUUCAGCUGAAUUCUGUCGGAUUUUUUGCGACAGCAAAUUCGAGGGUGCUGGUCUGUAUCAGGAUUUUGCACGUACUGGAAGGGAUCUGUGCUUCGGAGGAAAAAGAAAAAACGGCAGAAAUAAUUAGCUGGGACAUUCGAAAACCAACCCAUUUCUUUUUCCGGCAUCCUUUGGUGAUUGAUCUGGCCCCACGUGCCGUCGCACUGUCAUUCACCGUUGAAAAUUCUGGGCAAAAUGGAGCUGAACGAGAGGAGAACAUUAUUCUGAUCAUGCGAAGGUUGAUUAAUCUUGUGCGAAUCUACUGGCCGACGGUGGCAGAGCGCGUCGAAGACGAUGAAUGUGAUAAGAAAUCAUCCUUUAAUGAUUUGGCCGGAAGACGAUGCUGCAUUGAUAUUGUGCUAGCGAUUGUGCGCAAGUUGAUCAAUUUACAUCGCUGCGAAGAGCUUAUCAUGGAAAGCGAAAUGGGGAAUGACCUUAUGAAAGUCAUCAGACUUUUAAUAGAAGAUUAUGCCGUGCACAAUAAAGGCCCUGUAACGAAGUAUCCCAAAGAUGAUUUCAAAUGCUUGAAAGGGUUUGUGGAGCGCGUAAUUUCUAGCUAUCCUCUGAUCAGAAACGUGCGGAUUCCUUUCCUGUUCCAUCAAAGUCUGUAUGAUCUCUUGAAAGAUUAUUCGGAAUUUGUCAGUUUAACUGGCACGGAAGAGUUAGCGCAGAAGAUUCACCAAGAACUGAAUGCAGCUGAGAAGCGUCGAGAUACAUGGGCGCACAGACUUUCUGCCGCUGAAACCCACCUGAACAAAGCCGCUUCGCAAGUGGCUGCCGAUCAUAAUGGAAUAACUCAAAUGCAUGCGCCAGCUGAGCUUCUGGUUGUGGAUCACGACCAUUGCUAUCAUCUAAUGAAUGAUCAAAAGACGGUGGCUGUCGAUGUUAUAGAGGAGAAUCCCGAGAAUGUGAUAUCGUAGAAACUUGUUUUGCUCACGGUUGGUUUCAAAAUGGGAGUUUCAUAUCUUGCUGGAAUGCCAAGAUGCAGUUGUUGUUCAAAAUCGUAUUUCUUAAUCGGGUUUGGGGUUUUUGCUGUUUUUCAACCGCACUGGUGGUUACGUACAGAAGCGGAAAACAGAAGCUGCUUCCGGUGGCUGAAGUGUGCACUAGUAAAUUUUAAAUACAUA
Molecule: messenger RNA, 1876 nt
Organism: Paramacrobiotus metropolitanus
Lineage: Eukaryota; Metazoa; Tardigrada; Eutardigrada; Parachela; Macrobiotidae
Exons: 5
Coding region: 86-1669 (527 amino acids)
Cellular component (GO): MLL1 complex; nucleus
Source: RefSeq, a predicted model, not a curated record